AUGCGCCAUAUAUUAUACAUCUCUCUCUCUCUCUCUCUCUCUCUCUCUCUCUCUCUCUCUCUAUUAGCUCCAUAUACAUCCCUGUCUACUCACACACAGCUUAGUUGUAGUUGUAGUUAUCGUUCUAGUUGUAGUUGAGGCCACUGUCUCAAGACACAUUUCAGAUUUGGGCAUUUUUUUUACAAUUUGCAAUCCACAACUAGUUUGUUAUUGUUAAUACUAGCAAUUAUAAUAAUAGAGUGAGUACUGUGAUUGGAUUUUGCACAAAGAAUGAAGCUUCUCUGAUGAGUCUUUUGGUAAUUCAAGAAUCUUGGUUUCUUUUGAUAUAAUGGGGUGUGUUUAUUCCAAAGAUUGUAUUGGUGAGAUAUGCACACCUAAGGAUUCUAAGGUUAAACAGACUGGUAAUGCUAGAGCAGCUGAAAUUGGUGUUUUUUCGCCAGCUACUUCGUAUGGGGAUGACGAAGAUGAAGCGAGAGACCAAUCCACUCACCUUAGGGACCAUGAAGCGGGUAUAACCAGGUUGUCCAGGGUUUCAGCUCAAUUUCUGCCUCCCAAUGGCUCUCGAACUGUUCAAGUUCCGACUCCAAAGUAUGAGUUGCGCUAUUCUUUUUUGUCUCAGCGUGGCUUUUAUCCUGAUGCUCUUGAUAAAGCUAAUCAAGAUAGUUUUUGCAUUCAUACUCCUUUUGGGACAAAUCCCAAUGACCAUUUUUUUGGGGUUUUUGAUGGUCAUGGAGAAUAUGGAGCUCAAUGCUCACAAUUUGUUAAGCAGAAGUUAUGUGAAAAUUUACUUAGGAAUAGUCGGUUUCAUAUGGAUGCUGUGGAAGCAUGUCAUGCUGCUUUCUUGAAGACAAAUUCAGAGCUACAUGAUGAUGAUAUAGAUGAUAGCAUGAGUGGGACGACAGCAGUUACAAUAUUAGUCCGGGAUAGGACUAUUUAUGUUGCUAAUUCCGGAGAUUCCAGGGCUGUUAUUGCUGAAAGGAGAGGAACAGAUGUUGUUGCUCUUGACCUAUCAAUAGAUCAAACUCCUUUUAGGGAUGAUGAACUUGAACGGGUUAAGCUAUGUGGAGCUAGGGUCCUUACGUUGGAUCAGAUCGAAGGGCUUAAAAACCCAGAUGUACAGUGUUGGGAUACCGAAGAGGGCGAUGAUGGUGAUCCUCCUCGAUUAUGGGUUCCAAAUGGGAUGUAUCCGGGCACAGCAUUCACGAGAAGCCUUGGUGACUCAAUUGCAGAGUCAAUCGGGGUUGUUGCCAACCCUGAAAUCGUAGCCUUUGAACUUACAGCUGAUCAUCCUUUCUUCGUUCUUGCCAGUGAUGGGGUGUUUGAGUUUCUUUCUAGCCAAGCAGUGGUUGACAUGGUAGCAAAAUACAAGGAUCCACGUGAUGCUUGUGCAGCCAUUGUUGCUGAAUCUUAUCGACUGUGGCUACAGUAUGAAACUCGUACAGAUGAUAUUACAGUAAUUGUUGUGCAUAUUAGCGGGUUAACAAAUAGUUCUGGUGUUCAUUCAGCAAGCUCUAGUGAUGUUCUAAAACCUCCAGUGCCCCAAUUUGUAGAGCUUUCGGGAUCUGAGUCUCCUUCAUUGCUGGGCUGGAAUAUUCGGCAUCAGCGUGUGAGGCAAGAUAUAUCAAGAACGCGUCUUCGUGCAAUUGAAAGUUCUUUGGAGAAUGGACAUGCAUGGGUACCUCCAUCUCCAGCCCACAGGAAAACUUGGGAAGAAGAAGCACAUAUUGAGAGGGCCUUGCACGAUCAUUUUCUAUUCAGAAAGCUUACUGAUUCUCAGUGCCACGUACUGCUAGAUUGCAUGCAACGAGUGGAAUUUCAACCAGGAGAUAUUGUGGUGAAAUUGGGUGGAGAAGGGGACUGCUUUUAUGUUGUAGGCAGUGGAGUAUUUGAGGUCUUGGCAAAGCAGGAAGAAACAACCGGAGAGGUGCCCAAGGUCUUGCAACAAUAUACAGCUGAAAAAUUCUCAUCAUUUGGAGAGCUUGCACUCAUGUAUAAUAAACCCCUACAGGCUUCUGUCCGGGCUGUGACACAUGGAACCCUUUGGGCUCUGAAAAGAGAAGAUUUUAGAGGAAUUCUUAUGUCAGAGUUUUCUAAUUUGUCAUCACUGAAGUUGCUGCGGUCAGUGGAUCUUCUCUCAAAACUGACUAUACUGCAACUGAGUCAUAUUGCAGAUUCUCUUUCAGAAGUUUUCUUCUCUGAUGGCCAGAUAAUAAUCAAUAAUAAUGAGGAUCUUCAGGGACUUUAUAUUGUCCAGAAGGGACAAGUGAUAAUUAAUUUUGACUUGGAAGCAGUAAGAGAUCGAAAUGCCACGAGCCUUCUGUCUGAUAGUCUAAAUCAAGAAGAUGCAGCAGUUAGCAGUAAAGCAUCCACAGUGAAGAAGACCGAGGGAAGCUAUUUUGGCGAGUGGACACUCAUUGGUGAAAACAUAAAGUCCUUGAACGCUACUGCAGUGGGUGAUGUGGCUUGUGCUAUUUUGACAAAGGAAAAGUUUGAGUCCGUUGUUGGCCCUCUAGCUAAACUUCCGCAGGAUGACUAUUACAAGUCAAGGGAAAGUUCUGCAAGAUUUGCUAAGGAGUCUGUUGGAAAUGCUGAUCCUGCAACGCUUGCAACAGUUCAACUUUCGGAUUUGGAGUGGAGGUCAUGCAAAUAUACUACUGACUGCAGUGAAAUUGGCCUUGUUCUUUUGAGGAAUUCAGAAAACUUGCUUACUUUGAAGAGGUUCUCGAAACAGAAAAUAAGAAAUCUGGAAAAAGAAGCCCAGGUUUUGAAGGAAAAGGAUCUCAUGAAAAGUUUAAGCCACUCCCCUUUUGUGCCACAACUUCUAUGCACAUGUGCUGAUCGGACACAUGCAGGCAUGCUUCUAAAUACAUGCAUUGCUUGCCCUAUUACUUCCAUUCUUCAGAACCCACUUGAUGAACCUUCUGCAAGGUUCUGUGCUGCCUCUGUUGUCAUUGCCCUAGAAGAUUUACACAAGAAUGGUGUUCUUUACAGAGGUGUGUCGCCAGAUGUUCUAAUGCUUGAUCAAACAGGACAUCUGCAGCUUGUGGACUUCAGGUUCGGGAAGAAAUUAGCUGGUGAAAGGACAUUUACAAUAUGUGGAAUGGCUGACUCUUUAGCUCCAGAAAUAGUCCAAGGGAAAGGACAUGGUCUUCCUGCUGACUGGUGGGCCUUGGGUGUGUUGGUCUAUUUUAUGCUAAAAGGUGAAAUGCCGUUUGGUUCAUGGCGAGAAAGUGAGAUUGAUACAUUUGCAAAGAUUGCAAAAGGAAAGUUCACACUUCCACAAAAUUUCAGCCCUGAAGUAGUUGAUCUCAUCACUAAGUUACUAGACGUUGAUGAAAACACAAGACUUGGAAGCCAAGGCGCUGACUCUGUUAAAAGGCAUCCUUGGUUUAGUACGGUUAAUUGGGAAGAAGUAGAAGGUCGUACUUUUCCCAUUCCUGAUGAGAUCAUGUGCCGUGUUAAUCAACAUUUGGAAAGUCACAUUGAACAGGUAGCUUCCUCUGCACUUUCCCCAGUCCGAGACUUGGAAGAACUCAACACUCCAGAAUGGCUCGAGGAUUGGUAGUAGACCAUAUACGCAUGUCUUGUUUGCUUCUUUUGCACUUUCUCCAGUCCGAAACUCUGAAGAACUCUAUACUCCAGAAUGUCUGAAGGACUGGUAGUCGGACAUAUACUCAUGUCCUCUUUACUUUUUGAGCACUCGGAAGAACUAAUGGUCCAGAAUGGCUCGACGAUUGGUAGUAGAUCUCAUAUGCACCUCUUCUUUGUUCCUCAGCAAGAAAGACUCCGUCCAACCUCUUUUAUUGUAUGAACCCCUAAACUUGAGGUAAAUUGGAGAGAAUAUUGUGGGUUACAGAUGAUGAUUUGGAUGCACGAGUAAUACAGAGUAGCACAAUAUGUUUUCGUACUGCUUGAGCCUCCUACACCAGAUUGAUGCAAAGGCAAGUUAAAAAGGUUUCCCUCGGCAUAAUAUCCAAGUUUCUGUAUAGAACUUAAAUUUGUAGAGGAGAGCGUUUAUUUCUAAUUCUUUCCUGGAAAACAAAUUUCAGAUUAUUAUAAUCCUUGUCGAUUUCCAGUCAUAGAAUGCUUAAAAUUUAAGUUU
Molecule: messenger RNA, 4102 nt
Organism: Daucus carota subsp. sativus
Lineage: Eukaryota; Viridiplantae; Streptophyta; Magnoliopsida; Apiales; Apiaceae
Product: protein phosphatase 2C and cyclic nucleotide-binding/kinase domain-containing protein
Exons: 16
Coding region: 329-3565 (1078 amino acids)
Biological process (GO): peptidyl-serine phosphorylation; signal transduction
Cellular component (GO): cAMP-dependent protein kinase complex
Molecular function (GO): cAMP-dependent protein kinase activity; ATP binding; cation binding
Source: RefSeq, a predicted model, not a curated record